CACGAUAAGGCAAGUUUUUAUAAUUAUUAAUGUAUUACGUUUGCUUUCUUUUUACUUAUGUUCACCGCGGUGAAACUAUUUCAGACGUAACUUUAAACCGUUUCCAUAUUUGUUGCAAUCAGUUGCGACGGUUGUAUAAAGCUAUUGACGAGCAUUGGGACAUAUUUACGAAUGAUGUGGAAGUUCAAGUCAUGAAAGAUUAUUCUAUGGUAUCACGAAAAUUUACAAAAUAUUACUCAAUGUUAAUGUUUUCCAUAGCAUCGAUAAUGGUAGCAGUACCAUUAACACCAAUAUUACUAGAUAUUGUGAUACCUCUUAACGAAUCACGUUCGCGAUUCUUUGCGAUCGAAGUUGAUUUCAGAGUGAGCAACAAUGAAUACUUUUUACCAAUUUAUUGCUAUACUUCCAUUCUAAUUCUGGUAGGUGUAAACGUCGUAAUGGGUGUCGAUGCAAUGCAUGUUGCAUGCACCGCUCAUGCGUGUAGUUUAUUUGCCGCUAUCAGUAAACAAAUUGAAAACAUAAUUUUAAAAGCAAAUAUUAAUGAUGAAAUCAGCAAACGUAAAUAUCAUGUGGAUUUGGAACUUGAUCCAUUAAAUGAAGAAAUAAUAUAUCGAGAAUAUAUAGUAUGUUUAAAAAAACAUCAACUUGCUAUAGAAUUUGUUAAUACAUUGGAGACAUCAUAUCAAGAACUUUCAUUGCUUUUGUUAAUUUUACUCAUCGGAACUAUAAGUUUGAUUGCAGUCCGAAUCAUUUAUGUGUUAAAUCAAGUAGGAGAGGUGAUAAAAUUUACGUUUGUAUUCACAGCAUGUCUUGUGACUUUGAUGAUUGUAUGCUAUUCUGGUCAAAGAUUAAUGGACGAAAGUCAGAGUAUAUUCUAUCGAGCAUAUGCUGCAGAAUGGUAUAAAUUUUCGCCUAGACUAAAAUCUUUAUUGAUAAUAGCUCUUUACAGAAGUAAUGUACCGUGUGGAUUAAAGGCAGGUAAUAUGGUUCCGUUAUCGAUUGCGACCUACGCGGCGGUAGUACGAAUCGCCAUGUCUUACUUUACAGCAUUUACAUCUUUCAAAGAAUGAUUACUGGAUUUUCAACUAACUUUUCACUGAUACGUUUCUGUAUAUUGUGACUGUGAUCUCAAUAAACUGUUUUGCUGAUAUUUAAGUUCGGUAAUUUUUAAAGUAAAUCUUAUCUUUUUCUAUUUUCUUAUAAUUUUCUCUAUUUCUUUAUGGAUUAUAUUUAAACUUUGAACUUAUUCGGUUUCUCUUUAUCUUGUAUAAUUUUCUAUUUUCAAAAAUAGUCGCCUUUAUUUGGAUAACUGAAAUACGUAAAACAGAAUGAGGAAUAUUCUAGCAAAAAACAUUUUCUUAUAUAGUCGGAAAACCAGCACGCGUCACCCUCGAUCAUCCUGUUAUACUUGCGAGCGUUACGCUAUAAUAUGGUUACUCUAUAAUUAUCAAAUUUUAAUUCAAAGCAAAUAAGUGAAAAAUUCAUUACGGACUUUCUGCCUCCUAAUUCAAAUAAGUUCAUAUCCACUUGAAGUAGAUUAUUCAAUAUAUAUUAAAUAUCGCCGCGUGCAUUAUCGUAAAUAUUUGUAAUAGGUUACCAAUACUGUAAUAUAUUACAUUAUGUUUUUAUAUAUUUUUUAAACAAAAACUAUUCAAAAAU
Monomorium pharaonis (pharaoh ant) is the source of this 1659-nucleotide messenger RNA. Its product is annotated as odorant receptor 10a. Bases 30 to 1070 code for a protein of 346 amino acids. The record is from RefSeq and is a predicted model, not a curated record. The transcript has 7 exons. Gene Ontology annotation, cellular component: plasma membrane. Gene Ontology annotation, biological process: sensory perception of smell; detection of chemical stimulus involved in sensory perception of smell. Lineage: Eukaryota; Metazoa; Arthropoda; Insecta; Hymenoptera; Formicidae. Gene Ontology annotation, molecular function: olfactory receptor activity; odorant binding.